AUGUCGAGCAAUGGCGGACCAACGGUCGCCGUGAAGCUGUUCAUUGACAAGGAGAAGAAGAGGGUGCUGUUCGCCGAAUCCGACAAGGACUUCGUGGACAUCCUCUUCAGCUUCCUCACGCUGCCUCUCGGCACCAUCGUCCGUCUCUUCAACAAGCAGUCUCAGAUCGGGUGCCUGGACGAGCUGUACAGGAGCGUGGAGAGUCUCGGCGAAGAUCACUUCCAAACCAAGGAGUGCAAGGCCAUGCUCCUUCGUCCCGUCAAUGCCGCGGCACUUCACUGCGACCGGCUUAGAGUCAAAGUUGACGACGCCGAUCUGACGGCAAUAUAUGUCUGCUUUUAUUAUGGGAGCUGCAGCGAAAGGUACUUCAGCACAGUACGGGGUAUUCGAUGCAGGUGUGGUACUAGUACCAUUAGUGACACUAGGAGGUGGCCACAAAGCUCUCUCGUUGCUGCUGGAGAAACUGCGGAUGGGAUUUUUUUCCAAAGGUGGAUCGAAGUUCAUCAUCACGGAUGA
Triticum turgidum subsp. durum (durum wheat) is the source of this 516-nucleotide messenger RNA. The record is from the annotation of a GenBank genome assembly. NCBI's taxonomy places the organism in Eukaryota, Viridiplantae, Streptophyta, Magnoliopsida, Poales, Poaceae.